Ectocarpus siliculosus is the source of this 549-nucleotide messenger RNA. The record is from the annotation of a GenBank genome assembly. NCBI's taxonomy places the organism in Eukaryota, Phaeophyceae, Ectocarpales, Ectocarpaceae.
AUGGACGCUGACGACAAGUUGGAAAAUAUGACUGCGGAGGAGGAACCCGGCUACGGCCUUGGUCUGCCGGGCCUGGCCUCGCUUGCGCUGCCAUCGGACGGCAUGGUUGUACCUCCUCUCAACUUCUCCAUGGUAUCAGAAGGCGUAUUUAGAAGCGGCUACCCGAUAGCUUGCAAUUUUCCCUUCCUUCGUCGGCUGGGGCUGCAAAGUAUUCUCUGCCUGUGCCCAGAGAGCGUGCUCCCUGGGUCACUAGAGUGGGCCAAGGAAUCCGGAGUAAGCAUGGAAAUGUGCGAUUUAGGAGAGAACAGCCCACCUUUCGUGUCCAUGCCGCUCGCGGCCAUGAGAAAAGCGGUGGACUAUCUCUCUGAUUGUCGAAAUCGACCAGUGCUGGUGCAUUGCCUCACUGGGAAGACUCAAACAGGUUGCGCAAUAGGCUGCCUCCGGCGAAGACAAAACUGGGCGCUGGGGGCUAUCUUCGAUGAGUACACGCGCUUCGCGGGACCGUCGGCAAAACCGUUGGAUAUGCAAUUCAUUGAACUGUUCGAGUGA